AUGUCACCAAAUAUGCUAUAUUCUGACAUGAAACAAAACAAUGUUUGGCCGUACAAUUAUUCAAAUGAGUCUAAUACAGAUAAUAACGGUGGAUUAACGUACAAUAUAGAACACGCCCAAGCAGAUAACAUCCAAUCACAACUAGAUCAAUAUGGCAGAGACGAUCUAUACUCAAAUUUUGGCUCCAAAGCACCUAAUACACAUACAACUGAUAUUCUUCAUGACACAAUCACGCAGAAUAUCUACAACGAUGGAACUAACUUAAUUGCUGGUGAAGGGUACAACAUUUAUCCAAAGGAUGAUAUUAAUCAUGAUGCAUGCAAAAAUUUAGCCUCUAAUACAAAAUACGAUUAUGAGAAUUGUGUUGAAGAUGGAAAAAAAGAUUUAAAUAGGUCAAAUUUUGAGGAUGUGAACGAUGGUAAUGUGGGUAUAGAUCUGACUUCACACAACUACCAAGCAGACACACAUAUGCGGUGGAAUGACAAUUACCCGGUUGUAACACAAGAAAAUACAGAUUCAACAUGCAGUUACAUGGCUAAUGAAGCACUGCCUUAUUACGACAAGUCGACAAACGGCUUUCAACAUGAAUCAAACUUGGGGAAAGUGGACGCUUAUAUCAAUAAAACAUUUCAGAACCAUUUCAAUAAUUAUGCAACGGGGAACGAUCAACGUGAUAGCUUUAGGGAAAAUAUAAAUUUAACGCAGUUGUUUAGUGUCCCUCAAAAUAACUAUCUGGCUUAUGACCCUAAUCCCCAGUAUGUUUGGAACAACAAUAUUGGAUUAGGACUGAAUAGUCAGAUUUCCGCAUCUGAUCCUUGGGGAAAUUAUUGUCUAGGUGCAACAUACAAUAAUGAAAAUGCUAAUCAUCAGCGCUCAGCACAGAUAGGGGAUUCUAACCGAGUAGACUUGUAUGAUAUGGUGCAUGAUCCUUAUUCAACUGGAUAUUUUGGUAAUACGAUGACACGUAAAAAUUACUGCCACAGGAACCCUUAUCCUAAUCAGCACGAUUAUGCUUCAAGUGCAAAUGGGAUACCAGGUUCGCAAAAUAUGGCUCGUUGUGUAAAUACUUCAGAUAUAUACCCAGUUGUAGAUUCCAAUUCGCUCGGAGGUAAUAUAGAUGAAUUUGAUUUUUACAACAAAUAUCAAUCACAAUACAAUAACCAGGCUGGAUUAUCUCACGGAUAUUAUAAUAACCAUGCUCAGAAACCCAUGCAAAAAUUUUCUCAAAAAUCUAUGAAUUACAAUGAUACUAAUGCUGUUAGAACCACUGGUGAUGAGGCGUUGGAGAAUGUAUUGUACAGAGGUAACUUGAAGAAGAUAGAUUUGACAAACAUUGAUUUUAUUGGAAUGAGUGACAAACUUUGGCAGACCCUUAAGGGCGCAGGAAUGUUUAAAUUGGGUAACAAGGGACGAGCUAUUCUUAAAUCCAAGAUUUCAAAAUAUCUAAAGAUGCAUCCUGAAAUGCGAAUGAGGGCUGGUUGCAUUUCUGGAGUUAGAAGAGCAACUACUAGACAGUUGUUUCAACUGGCACAGAUUUGUCAAAUAACAUCCCAUUUAAAGUAG
Messenger RNA from Theileria equi strain WA, 1563 nucleotides. RefSeq lists its product as hypothetical. Bases 1 to 1563 code for a protein of 520 amino acids. The transcript is spliced from 3 exons. NCBI's taxonomy places the organism in Eukaryota, Apicomplexa, Aconoidasida, Piroplasmida, Theileriidae. The record is from RefSeq and is a predicted model, not a curated record.